Messenger RNA from Papilio polytes (common Mormon), 5482 nucleotides. RefSeq names its product putative vitellogenin receptor (gene yl). The record is from RefSeq and is a predicted model, not a curated record. Gene Ontology annotation, molecular function: calcium ion binding; protein binding. The coding region runs from base 1 to 5391 and encodes 1796 amino acids. NCBI's taxonomy places the organism in Eukaryota, Metazoa, Arthropoda, Insecta, Lepidoptera, Papilionidae. The transcript is spliced from 38 exons.
AUGAGGAAUAUGAAGGCGAUAUAUCUGGUGUUGGCGCUAUGGCUGACGCCGUGUUACAGUCAGUUUAUGGACGAAAUGCAGACGUUUGAGCCGGCGUGCCUCGGAGAUGAAGUCUACCAGUGCCUCGGCGGCGGCUGUGUACCCUUGCAGAGCUAUUGUGAUGGCAGCAUUGAUUGUGAUGAUGGCAGCGAUGAGAACUUUUGUGUGGAUCAUCACCCGGACGCCAUCCUAUGCAACCAGACGCACCAGUACCUCUGCUUGGACCAGAAGCGCUGCAUACCCAACACGUGGAUCUGCAAUAGGGAUGUCGACUGCGAGGAUGGCAGCGAUGAAGCCAAUUGUACCACGCUACCAGAGAUUGUAAACUCCACUUGUAAAGGUUUUGUAUGCGACAACAACCGUUGCAUCUCUCGUCUAUGGACUUGUGACGGUACAUACGAUUGCAGAGACAGGACCGACGAGGAUAUUGAUUCCACUUGCAGGCACGCUCUUCUUCCUCACACGGUCAAUGAUGGCGUAGAAUGUCGGGAAUUCCCCGAACUCGGUUCACGUAACUACAAAUGCCAGGACUCUUCAUUUUGUUUGGCACAAGAUCAGAUGUGCGAUGGUAUACAUGACUGUAGGGAUGGCAGUGAUGAGGGAAAAUUCUGCGAUAAAUGGCAUACGAUGUGUUCCAACUUCUCUUGCGGUGGUAACAACACAGCCUGCAGUCCGGAACGCGAGGGGCCUACGUGUAUAUGUCUGCUAUCUAAUUCCAUGAUGCAGUACAACUAUACUACGAAACGGUGUGAGGAUGUGAACGUCUGCCAGCAAGCAAGGCCCCAGUGCUCACAUUCUUGCGAGAACAAAAAUGGAUACUUCGUUUGUCAUUGCGACACGGGUUAUGUGAAAGAUGCACUGGAAUACCUCUGUUAUGCCCCUGGUCCAGAAGCUAUAGUAUUCUUCAGUACCCGCAACGAUAUUCAAUACGUGACCCUUAAAUCCAAACAGCAUGUUAAAAUUUUGGACGGAACUGAAAUUAAGCAGGCUCAUGGAGUAUCAUACGACGGCAAUUAUAUCUAUUGGGUUGAGACAGCGCAAGGCCAUCAGUCUAUAGUCAGAUCUAAUAUCAACAGCUUACAAGACUCUAAAGAGGUUUUAGUCGCUUUAGGCCUAGAAGAUCCUGGUGAUAUCGCAGUAGACUGGCUCGGUGCGAACAUAUACUUCAGCGAUGCAGAACGAGGUAUAAUCUCAGCCUGCAAGAGCGACGGCUCCAUCUGCAAGACCAUACACACGGAGACCAGGCACCCUAAAUACGUCACGCUUGAUGUGAAACGAGGGAUAAUGUACUGGGCAGAUUGGCACAAUCAAGCUAUCAUUAUGCAGGCUAGAAUGGAUGGUACAGAUGCUAAGGUCCUAGUACAUGACCUAUCAAGCUUCGCAACUGGUCUUUCUAUCGACGCUCCAAAUCAACGCCUUUAUUUCGUGGAUAAGACCAUCAAAGUUGUCAAGGUCGAUGAUGGGAAGGUGUACCCUCUAUUUAAUGAGCCGUUUCAUCAUCCUUAUUCUAUUGCUGUCUUCGAGAAUACGGUCUUUUGGAGUGACUGGGCCUCCAACAGUAUCCUAAGCGCGGACAAGCUGCACGGCAGUACUGAGAAAAGAAACCUGCUUUUGUCGCUUGAUACGCCUGUUUUCGAUAUGCACAUAUAUCACCCGGUGAUGUUGAAGCACACAUCGAACCCGUGCGAGCGCGCCGGCUGCACGCACUUGUGUCUGCUGACGUCGAACACGAGCCACGUCUGCGCUUGCCCUGAUGAUAUGGAACUAGUCGCUGGAGUUACUUGCAGACAUAUCGAAGACUACCGACCUCAAUACUUGAUAGUGGGUGGGGGAGCAUCCUUCACUCGCGUCCAGUAUAAUUUGUUAGGCAACCCGGAGAGUCACGCUACUCACUUUGAUAUCGGAAGAGUUCAGGCAAUGGCAUACGAUAAUGUUAGAGAUAUCCUAUAUGUGUACGACGGGCAACGUAAGAGCAUCAAUUUUAUUAGUAUGAAAGAAUUUCUGUUGGGCGUGACGCACUUGUUCAUUCACGAAGGACUCGAAAACGUCGUUGACAUGUCUUAUGAUUACGUAACGGACUCCCUUUAUAUCCUGGACUCGGGGCGUCGUGUUAUCGAGGUGGCCUCCUUAAAAACCAAGCAGAGGGCUCUGCUGUUCCGCUUCCGUGAUGAAGAAAUUCCAAUCAGUCUAUGUGUUAUGUCGGAUUAUGGGAGAAUGCUGGUAGCAAUAGUAGAAAGCGAACAAAGCAAUGAGAUCCACGUCGACAGCAUUGGUCUAGAUGGAGAGGACAGGAAACAUCUUUUGAUGAACAAUUUGAUGGGACCAUACGUGCGUUUGCGAUACGCACAAAACAUGGUUGGUCUAGAUGGAGAGGACAGGAAACAUCUUUUGAUGAACAAUUUAAUGGGACCAUAUGUGCGUUUGCGUUACGCACAAAACAUGGAUGUGGUCUUUGUCUCAGAUGAGGGACACGGGACAAUUGAUUUCGUACAUCCGGAAGGUACUGGUCGUGAGAAUUUCCGUGAGCUAUCAACUACAAUAGCUAGCCUCGCUGUUACCGACAAUUACGUGUUUUGGACUGAUCGACGAACUUCCCAACUCUUCUGGUCCGACGUGCACGAGAUUACACACAAGAUACGACGCAUCGAACUAUCAAUCUUCCCUAACAACACUCAAUUACACAUCCUAGCCACAACACCACAGCCAAGUAGUGACAGCCCUCUCAUAAGACAUCCGUGUGUAACCCACAACCCUUGCUCCGCUGUCUGCGUCCAGCGACCACACACCACCCCACAUCAUUCUCCCACCAACUUCACCAUGGGGUACAAGUGCCUCUGUCCCCCGGGCCUCGUCCUCCAGAGCGGUAACUGCACCAUGCUCGCAAAUUGCAAGCAAAAUGAAUUCUAUUGCCACAAAACCAAUCAAUGUUUCCUAAUGAGCCAAAAAUGUGAUGGGAAAAAGGAUUGUCUGUUCGGUGAAGAUGAAGAAGGUUGUGCUGUGAAAGACGUGGAGGCGACUGCAUGUUCAUCACAGGAAACCUUCUGCGAUGGUAAAUGCAUACAUAAGAACAUGGUCUGUAAGUCUGAAGAUACGACUACGAAUUUCCCGAUGACGCUGUCUUCGAUGGACCUUAAAACGUGGCUCUUAAUACCUUUGUUGUGUACAGACAACCAGACAUGCAGUCCAACCCAGUUCAAAUGCAAGAAGGAUCUGAUAUGUAUCGAGAGGUCGCUAGUAUGCGACGGCCAUGUUGAUUGCCCUGACGGCACAGAUGAGGACCCUGCCUCCUGCGACACACUUUCAUGCUUCGUUACUGAGUUUAUGUGUGCGACGGGAUCCUGCAUUCCGAUUUACUGGCGCUGCGACGGCAGUGAGGACUGCGUAGAUGGUUCUGAUGAAUUCGGAUGUGUGAAUAAGAGCUGCAACUUAGGUCAGUUCCAGUGUCACAGCGGGGAAUGUAUAGAACUGAACAAGCGGUGCGACAGACAGCUCGACUGCUUCGACCAUUCGGAUGAGGACAACUGUGACGUCACCGACGGCUUCGAGGCCAUAGAGGAGAAACCGCGCUGCCAGCCCUGGGAGUACACUUGCGAGCACAAUGAUAGCAUUUGCUUACCGCCUACUGUUAGAUGUAACGCCAAAGUUGAGUGUCCUGGUGGUACUGAUGAAGCUGGUUGCGAUUUCCGCUGCGCCCCUCACGGGCUGUUCGAGUGCAAGCAGGAGAUGACCUGCGUCUCUAAGAAACAGCUGUGCGACGGCAAGAACGACUGCAUGGAUGGCUCCGAUGAGACACUUGAAGCUUGCAGAAAGGUUAAUGCGACUUUACCUCGUGCUAUCACCAAGUACCCAGCAACGCAGUGUCGUAACGGCUUCCUGUGCAACAACGGACAAUGUAUAGAGUUAUCGGAGUUAUGCGACGGCACGCCCAACUGCUUUGAUGGCAGCGAUGAGAAUGGACAGUGUAGUAAGUCGGACAGCCGGUCAUGCAAGGCGGUGCGCGGCGGCGUGUCCGUGCUAUACGUGUCCGGCAACACGGUGCGCGCCGUCUUCCCCGACUACAAGCAGCGGCUGGAAUACCAUGAUGCCAAUCUAGCAUCUAUCAAUGAUCUAGACUUUAAUGUUAGGAAGAACUUGCUGUACGUAGCAUCAGCCGCAUCUGGGAAACUUAUAGAAGUGAACGCGACAAGGGAUGAUGUCUCCGUCACUAACGUCGGUAGACCCACAAAGGUGGGUGUGGACUGGAUAACUGGCAACGUGUACUUCGUGGACAGCACACCAGCCGCGAGCUGCUUCCGCGUCUGCAGCAUGCGGAAGAAGAGAUGCGCCAAGCUGCAGAAGUUGCCCACUGAUGCUCAGGUGACAGCAUUAUCAAUAGACCCAGCCGCUCGCCGCAUGUUCUACUGCAUCAACCGCGAACUGGAGUCAGUUGUGAGGUCUGCUUCAUUGAACGGCCGACGGCUGGCAGAUGUCGCCACUGUCAGGAACUGCACCGGAGUCGCCGUAGACUCCUUCACAAGGAUGCUAUAUGUCGCGGAAACAGGACCUUCUCAUAUACUGCGAAUGGAUUAUGAAGGGAACAAUAUGAAAACAGUACUUUCCAACGACCGUAGCCUCCAAGCACCUCACGGUCUCGCUAUAUUCGAAGAUUCAAUAUUCUUUCUUGGCGCAAACUCGUUUAAAUUAAACCGUUGUCUAUUGCACGGCGUGAAAACGUGUGAGCCUUACCUUUAUUUGCUGUUUGACGCUAACACAUUCGUGAUACGUCACGAGAGCGUGCAACGUGAUGACGUGACGGACGAAUGCGAGCGAGUGACGUGCGCGGGCGUGUGCACGCUGGACGACGCGGGGCCGGCGUGCGUGUGCGACAGUGGCGCCCUCAGUACUGACGGUACUUGCCCGCUGGUUAAACAAGCACAGUUACCAUUAUUCAACGGCUGGCUGCAACAAGACUAUGUACGUCACGCGUACUCGUACACGCUGGUUGCGAUUGUACUAACGCUUUUCGGCGCUUACAUCUGUCUAUUUAUUUACUAUCACUUUGUCAGGAAGCCAACUAAGAAUCGAGCUGGGGAAUACAUGCAAGUACGUUAUCAAAAUAAUGGUUCGGAAACCAUGCCCAAUCUUGGUUUGGACAAUCCCGUUUUCAGUAUAGCACCUAAUUUCGGAAACAUAGCAAACGAAUUUGUUAACCCAUUGCAGUUUGUGAGAGACGCUUGGAGGCAGUCCUUGCCGAGAACCAACCGGCCGAUUGGCACUGCAGGCAUCAGAUUUGAUUCUCCGCAGAUGAGACAGGACUCUGACACUGAAUCAGAUAUGGAUUUAAGAGAAACAAGAAGAAUUUUUAGGAAUUAAUAUAAUAAUUGUUUUUUAAUUUGUAUUUGAGUAAUCUGCAGGCAGAUUUACAAAUUGUGUAAAUAUAUCUAAGAUUGUUUUAUAAAUAAAU